Molecule: messenger RNA, 3129 nt
Organism: Penicillium hordei
Lineage: Eukaryota; Fungi; Ascomycota; Eurotiomycetes; Eurotiales; Aspergillaceae
Product: putative serine/threonine protein kinase (Kin4)
Exons: 3
Coding region: 1-3129 (1042 amino acids)
Biological process (GO): protein phosphorylation; intracellular signal transduction; microtubule cytoskeleton organization
Cellular component (GO): cytoplasm
Molecular function (GO): protein serine/threonine kinase activity; tau-protein kinase activity; ATP binding
Source: RefSeq, a predicted model, not a curated record
AUGAGCACUUCCCGUCAGCAGGCCGUGCCACUCCCCGCUCAUGCCUCAGAAGUAUCAACCAGCACAUCAUCUCCCGCACAGAAGAAUGCGCGCGCACCCUAUCCCGAUAUGUUAGGUACUCCGCCGGUUCCUCCCCCGAGGACCUCUUCCACCCAUCACAGCCGCCGCAGUCCAAAUGGAACCUCUACAGAUAAAACGAGUAGCUCUCGCCAAGGAAAGAGCAGGUCGGAUCGAAAAGAAAGUCGUGAUCGCACGCGCGAUGACCGAAAUGGCAGAUCACGGAGGCACCAGCCUGAGGAGACAUCUCGCGAAGUGCAACAAUCAAGAACCGUACCCGUCACAAAACCCACCGAGGCAGAAAUCGACAGUGUCCAUGGCCAGGGGAACUUUGUAAAAGAACCAAGUGCGGAAGCCAAUUCUGUGCUGGCCCAUGACCAUCUUAUCGACCAAGAGAGAGAACAGGUGCGACCAGCUGGCACAGAAAAUGCAUCUUCAUCCGGAUUCAGUGCAGCUACAGCCGACGGUACAGAGGAGGCUCGUGGGCCUCGAAGUCGCCACGAUUACAAUAAUGGAAACGUUAUCAAGCGCAAGGAAACCACGUUUGGCUCGUACAUUCUUGGUCAAACCCUCGGCGAGGGUGAGUUUGGAAAGGUCAAGCUGGGAUGGAAGCGCGAUGGCAGUAUCCAGGUGGCAAUCAAGCUCAUCCGGAGAGACACGUUGGGGACCAACCCCAGCCGACUACCAAAAAUCUACCGUGAAAUCGCGAUUCUACGUGAGCUGGCACACCCCAACAUUGUGCGCCUCCACGAAAUGGUGGAAACCGAUCGCCACAUUGGUAUCAUCAUGGAAUACGCGUCAGGAGGUGAACUAUUUGAUUACAUCUUAAAUAAUCGAUAUCUCAAGGAUAAUUCUGCACGUCGACUGUUUGCUCAGUUGGUUUCCGGGGUUGGUUACCUGCACAAAAAGGGUAUUGUGCACCGUGAUCUCAAGCUAGAGAACUUGCUACUCGAUCGGAAUCGCAACAUCAUCAUUACAGACUUCGGAUUCGCCAAUACCUUCGACCCGGUGGAUCCUCUGGACGAGGAAAUCGAGUACAACUUGACCAACAAAGAAUAUGUGAAACGGAAGCGCCUGGACAAGAUUGGCGCAAAUGGGCUAAGGCGAGGCGAUCUUAUGCAGACCAGCUGUGGUAGUCCCUGCUAUGCAGCACCCGAGCUUGUCGUGAGCGAUUCUUUAUACACGGGGCGGAAGGUGGAUGUGUGGAGCUGUGGUGUGAUUUUGUAUGCCAUGCUGGCGGGAUACCUACCCUUCGAUGACGACCCAGCGAACCCAGAUGGCGACAACAUCAAUCUUCUGUACAAAUAUAUUGUGACCACUCCUCUCACGUUCCCGGAAUACGUAACACCACAUGCACGCGAUCUUUUGAGACGGAUACUGGUUCCCGAUCCUCGGAAACGUGCAGACUUGUUCGAAGUUGCCCGCCACAGCUGGCUCAGCGAGUUCUCGAGCAUUGUCUCUCAUAUCACAAGCAGCACGACAAACGUUGUGGAUAUUUCGAACACAACGAUUCCGUCUGAAACACAAAAGGAAGCACCGCCACUUGUCCGCAGUGCCUCAGUGCGCGAACCACCGAAGACACAUCAGACCAAUGCUACUGCCGUUGGUGGUUUGAACCAUCACGCUGGAGAUGUUUCUCAAGACCCCCCGCCCGAAAAGUCCAGGACUCCCCGCGAUGCCAAGCGUAGGACGGUACAAGUCGAAUAUGUUGCUCCUCAAUCACAGACGACCCGAGGAGAACCUCCGGUGGAGCCGUCUGCAUCACGGAGCAGAGCCCCGGCACCAUCGGAAGCCCAAGUUGCGGCUUCAGUACAACAGCCCACAGAACCCGCACACCAGCCUGCAGAUGCACCGGCACUCAAUCUCAACAAGCCACUUCCAGGACAUUUCCCAGGACAUUUCCCGCGCUCGACUUCGGACAACGUGGGACUUACUGGGUCUCAGCCGAAUACCAUCCCUCAAGGGCCUCGACCAGCCACUGGUGCAUCUAUGAACUCCCUUGGAAACACUGGUCGUUUGCCUUCUCGAGGCUCCUAUGGACAACCGGUGGCCCCCACUGUUACCGCAACUAAUACAGAAGGCCGCCUAGCACAGCCCAAGAGCAGGCAAUUUGCACUUGCACAGGAUCCUGCGCAGGCAUCGAGUACAUCUAUAGGUCGUCCAAGCACCCAGAACCAGCAAUUGCCUUCGACAUUCAAUACUACUCCUCGACAAGAGCCGCCAAAGGGACACAAGAGGUCUAAUACUGUCUCCAGCCUAGGCGAGAAGCUUUUCGGUCGUUCUGGUUCAAUAUUGGGUGGCCGUACGCAAUCUAAUGCCACUCGUACCAAGCAGGACAAACGUUACCCCCCUGUCAGCAUGAAGGAUCCUCUACCAAGAGAGAGCUCUAGAAUGUCUAUGGACUCCCGCCGCUCGAUGCAAUACCCCCACAACCGCAAGACGAGCGAGGCUGGCGCGGAAAACCGUCCUCGUCGAUUCUCGUUACUCCCACAAUCCUUCUCAUUCCGAGGUUUCUCUAAUACCCGGUCUCAAACCCCCGAAGAAACCUCACAAAUCCCUCGUCCCGUCGAUCCCCGUUCCACGCAACGCCCCGCCACGGGCCCGGGUCCGGCGCAAGGUCGUUCUCGGGCGACAAGCCAUGGCACUCAAGAUGCCAUGGGAAUAGUCGACGAGGGACCCGGUGAAGAUGUACACACCGAACCUGAGCCGCUUAGCUACGAGGCGCAGAUCGAUCGACAGUUUGCAGACCUGGGAUCUCAAUUUGAUCACCAGAGUGGUUCAUUCGGAGUUCCCUCGGCUGAGCAAGUGUACCAGAACUCCGCAGACCACUCGUCUAAGCCAAGCUACUACGAGGAUUACAACGGCCCGUAUGACAACAUGCCUAGGCAGUCGAUGCAGGUUGGUCGAUCAGGACGUGGGCCAGGUGUUUUGCAGAAAAACCACCGCAAAUUCGCCGACGCCUACGAAUAUGAGCGCGACGGGUCUCACCAUUCUGGCAGCUCUGGGGCAGCACGCAAAGUCAUGGACUUCUUCCGAAGACGUGCCAAGUCCCGCGCCGGUGACGACCGUUGA